Molecule: messenger RNA, 1300 nt
Organism: Brassica napus (rape)
Lineage: Eukaryota; Viridiplantae; Streptophyta; Magnoliopsida; Brassicales; Brassicaceae
Exons: 2
Coding region: 237-638 (133 amino acids)
Source: RefSeq, a predicted model, not a curated record
AAACGGCCCAACUUUAGUUUAAGAUCUGUAAGGACACAAAAUAUUUAAAUAAUAUUUUCGCAACAGACUCUAAGAUUUAAAGAGGUUUGGUGGUGAAAUAAAUGAAGGUUGUUUGGUUGGUGACGAAUCAAUGUUUGUGGGUUGGAAUGUCAUAUUGAACAUUAAAACUUACAUCCACACUACUUUCCUAUUUAAAACCGCUCCUCCAUUGUAAAUCUUCAUCACAAAUUUUUACAAUGACAGAUCCCAGCUACGAAGACGAUAAAAAACAUAAGAGGUAUAAUGACAUGCUGUUCUUCGUUGCCGACUCUGACAAUGGAAUUCCGCUACGUUGUCCAUGCGGUGGCCAGAUUGUCAUACAUGUCUGUAAGGCAGGAACAGACAUUGGAAAGAAGUACUUCGUUUGCAAACACUUUGAGAAUGAUGGCUUGCACAGAAAGAAAGAAUGGGAUGAGGCUAUUGAAGAGGAAACGAAAAACCUAACGCGGAAGGUUGAUGACCACGAACUCAAAAUUCGAAGCUUAUAUUCCAUUGAAGAUCGUCUUAGUCGUUUAGAAGAAGACGAGAAGAAAAACGCUGAAGAGAUCGAAGACCUGAAGUACUUUCUUAAGAACCGUUACUCCAACGAGUUCUACUAGCUUUUAAAGCAUGGUGUACGGUUUAAUUGUUUAAGUGUACGGUGUUAAGGAUUUUCUUGUUUAACUGUAUGCUUAUCUAUUAAAUAAACAUUUGAACCGAUAUAACGCUGUAUAUUUAGCACUGAAAAUGUUCCGUUUUGGUUGCGAGUAAAAGGUUCAAAUAAUUUAUAUGGUAUGCAGGAUAUUUAUUUAAGUGUACGCAUAAUGGUAUGCAGUAUAUUAAUUUCAAUUUGGAUAAAUACGAGAUAGUUAAUAUUUUUUUGUGUUCGAAUAAGUAAAAUAGAUUCACAAUGAUAAAAUCUUGCACACUUUUAACAAAAACGCAGAUAGGAAGUUCAUACAAAUAUAUAGAAAGACAAGUUUCAUUGAAAACGGAUAGUUAAGAUAAAGUGGAUGCUACUUCAUUCCUGCCUCAUUCGCAACCUGAAAAACGCCAACAAAUUCCUCGUAGCAAUCCAUUGCAUACUGCUCACGAAAUUUAUCCACAACUUUGUCAGUUAUUCUACUCAUCUCUUCCUUCCCAUCACCAUUAGAAUGCAUCUCCAUGAACUUGGCAGCGCACGGCCCACAGUCCCCACCCCUAUUGUUGUGAUAGAUGCAUGGAAACCGAUUCCACGCGUAAGUUCGCUCUCCUUCUUUGAUUAGAUAGUCUGUGAACCCGA